AUCACAAUCCCAAAAUCUCCAAUCCGAAGCUCGAGAAUAUCAAGUCAUCGUCGCCAAGCUUUACACUUUGUAGACAGGACAUCCAUUUUCAAUUCAAAGCGGCGACACGCAAGAGCCGGCCCUAUACACACAAUCAAACAUGAACACCACCAGAGCAACACAAUUGCUUCGCCUCAGCGCGACCCGCCAAACUCUCACACGGACAACACGGCGGAACCUAUCAAUCGAGCCCCAGACGCCCCCACCGCAACCACCCAAAGAGCCCUCCAAAGUCGGCGCCUUCUACAAAUCCUUCUCCGCACCCAUCCUAAAAUGCUUCCUCGGCGCGCUCUUCACAUACCAACUGGCGUACUUUGGGUGGAUGAAGCUUGAGACAAUAGAGGAGGCGCACGAAAAGAAGAGCGAAAUCAAGGGUCUGCAGGAGGAGUUGGCAGGCGCGAUAAAUAGCAAGAGGAGGGAAGCUGAAGGGAUGGUAGAUAGGGUUGGGGAGAAGGUUGGAGAGGUCAAGGACAAAAUGCUUGAAGGAACAGAGGGUGUAGGUGUUGCUGGGAGGGUGAAGAAGGGCGGGUGGUGGCCUUGGUGAGCAGACUGAAGCAGUCUUGUUGAAGAGAGGAGACGUGUGGAUUGUAAGAUGUGCGUGUACGGUAUGAAUAUGAC
This is a messenger RNA of Macroventuria anomochaeta, 657 nucleotides long. RefSeq lists its product as uncharacterized. The record is from RefSeq and is a predicted model, not a curated record. The coding region runs from base 140 to 583 and encodes 147 amino acids. NCBI's taxonomy places the organism in Eukaryota, Fungi, Ascomycota, Dothideomycetes, Pleosporales, Didymellaceae. The transcript has a single exon.